This is a messenger RNA of Pteropus alecto (black flying fox), 1201 nucleotides long. RefSeq names its product CKLF like MARVEL transmembrane domain containing 7 (gene CMTM7). The record is from RefSeq and is a predicted model, not a curated record. The transcript has 5 exons. Gene Ontology annotation, cellular component: membrane. Bases 42 to 572 code for a protein of 176 amino acids. NCBI's taxonomy places the organism in Eukaryota, Metazoa, Chordata, Mammalia, Chiroptera, Pteropodidae.
GCCGCGGCCCCGGGAGGCGGCCGGCGGGCAGGGGCCGCGCGAUGUCGCAUGGAGCAGGGCUCGUUCGCACCACGUGCAGCAGCAGCAGCAGCGCCUUCGGACCCGGGGCCGGCGCGGGGCCGCGGGGCGCGAGCCCCUCCGAGGGGCUGCUGGACCCCGUCUUCCCCCGCACUCACGGGGCGCUGCUGAAAGUGGCGCAGAUGGUCACUCUGCUGAUUGCCUUCAUCUGUGUGAGAAGCUCUCCAUGGACCGGCUACAGUGCCUACAGAUACUUUGAAGUGGUCACCAUUUGCAACUUCAUAAUGAUCCUCGCCUUUUACCUGGUCCACCUUUUCCGCCUCUACCGCAUGCUCACCUGCAUCAGCUGGCCCCUGUCGGAACUUCUGCACUAUUUAAUUGGUACCCUGCUCCUCUUAAUCGCCUCCAUCGUGACAGCCUCCAAGAGUUACAGCCAGAGUGGAGUGGUGGCCGGAGCGAUCUUCGGUUUCCUGGCCACCUUCCUCUGCCUGGCGAGCGUGUGGCUGUCGUACAAGAUCUCGUGUGUGACCCAGUCAACAGAUGCAGCCGUCUGAGGACCCCACAGCCUCCUCCUGGCCCACCGGAGGCCCUGCAGGACGCGGGGCCCCGCCCGCGGGAGGAUCAGUGGGCCAGUGCCCUCAGGAAAGACUUCUGAGCCUGUGUUCCUGUGCCAAGGUCCCGGCCCCCCGGGGCCAGCGGGCCCAGGGCCCGGCCUUCAUGUUCCACGCUGGGCUCCUGAGCCUGAACCUCAUUUUCCAGUCUUCCUUGGAGAAGAGUCCUCCCCAUCUGGGAAAGAAAAGCAGCCUCUGGGGAAAUCUGGUCUCCCUCCUGCUUUGAGCACCGCCUGAGGGACUAGUGACCCCCCUUAACACAGUGCAGGGGUUUCUGAAUACUCCUGCAGUAAUCCGCUUCUACUUCGCAUUCCUCAGGGGAGUGAAGCUGCCUUAGGUCUGCCUGUGAAAACAACGCCAUCUCCUAACUUACCCAGCUUGGAAAUCUGGUCUUGAGGCUAUACCCCUCUUUCUUAAAGAGAGGCAGGCCUGUAUUAGCACUGUGUGGUCAGCCCGUCCCCAGAGAGAGCUCAGUCUUCUUUCCCUGCUCUGCCUUCAUGACCAUUGUGUGUGUGCGUGUGUGUAUGUGCGUGUGUGUAUUUUUUAAUAAAAUAUUGACUUGGCCAAUUGCA